This is a messenger RNA of Microthlaspi erraticum, 996 nucleotides long. Lineage: Eukaryota; Viridiplantae; Streptophyta; Magnoliopsida; Brassicales; Brassicaceae. The record is from the annotation of a GenBank genome assembly.
AUGGAUAAGUACCAGCGCGUGGAGAAGCCGAAGGGGGAGACACCGAUUGAUGCGAACGAGAUUCGAAUCACUAGUCUGGGCAGAGCACGAAACUACAUCACCUAUGCGAUGACUCUUCUUCAGGAGAAAGGCUCAAGUGAAGUUGUAUUCAAGGCAAUGGGAAGAGCUAUCAACAAGACUGUGACCAUUGUAGAGCUGAUUAAGAGAAGGAUCCCUGAUCUUCACCAGAACACAUCUAUUGGAUCCACCGACAUCACAGACACAUGGGAACCUCGAGAGGAAGGCCUUCUACCUAUCGAGACCACAAGGCAUGUAUCCAUGAUCACCAUUACCCUAUCCACGAAAGAGCUUGAUACAUCCUCUGUUGGAUACCAGCUCCCGAUUCCAGCUGAGCUGGUGAAGCCAUUAGGCGAUAUCGACUACGAAGGAGGAGAAGGUUCACCUGGUGGCAGAGGGAGGGGAAGAGGAAGAGGAAGGGGGAGAGGAAGGGGACGUGGAGGAAGAGGAAAUGCUUAUGUGAACGUUGAGUACGAAGAAGGAGGUUGGGAACGUAACCAGUCGUAUGGUAGAGGAAGAGGACGCGGUGGCAGGGGACGCAACAGCCGUGGUCGUGGAAGAGGAGGGUACAAUGGUCCUCCCAAUGAGUAUGACGGUCCACAAGAUGGAGGUUAUGGUUACGAUGAACACCGUGGAUAUGAUGACCGUGGUGGUUACGAUGGUCCUCACCAGGGCGGCCGUGGUGGUUACGAUGGUCCCCAGGGAGGCCGUGGUGGGUACGAUGGUCCUCAGGGGGGACGUGGUGGAUACGAUGGUCCUCAAGGUGGUCGUGGUGGUUACGAUGGUCCUCAGGGGGGUCGUGGUGGUUACGAUGGUCCUCCACGUGGGCGUGGACGUGGACGUGGAAGGGGAGGUCGUGGAAGAGGAGGAGGAGGAGGUCGUGGUGGUGGUGGAUUCAACAACCGAUCAGAUGGACCACCAGCCCAGGCAGCUGUUUGA